Molecule: messenger RNA, 2328 nt
Organism: Bursaphelenchus xylophilus (pine wood nematode)
Lineage: Eukaryota; Metazoa; Nematoda; Chromadorea; Rhabditida; Aphelenchoididae
Source: the annotation of a GenBank genome assembly
AUGUCGCUAAUCCCUGAGCAAGUGCAUUUAUCGCUGGCAGACGAUCCCACCAGUAUGAAAGUGCAGUUUGUUACCUUACACGAUGUUCUAAGUGCUCCGUCAGUGUUGUAUAGUUUUGACGAUGGGAUCUUGAACCGAGUGGAACCCGCUACAGUCAAGAAGUUUGUCUACGAUAAUGUUGUAAGGUACAUCUACACUGCCGAACUUAAAAAUUUGCCACCUAAGACAAAUGUUAGUAAGUGAUUACAAAUUGUAAAGUAAUAUUAUGGUUACGAAUAUAUUUUCCCACUGAAGGGUACAAAGUUGGAUCAGUUGAAGAAUGGUACCCUCAGGCACAAAGUUUCAACUUCACCACAUUCCCCGAAGGCAAUGACUUCCCAUAUAGGAUGUGUAUUAUGGGCGACUUGGGUGUCUUCAAAGGAGAUUCCCUGCCUUAUCUAAUUCAAGAUGCCCAACAAGGACUCUAUGAUAUACUGGUUCAUGUCGGGGAUAUUGCCUACGAUCUCCAUACCAAUUCUGGAUAUGUUGGAGACGAAUUUAUGCGGGGAUUGGAGCCAGCAGUCGCCCAUGUUCCGUAUAUUGUAAUUGCCGGAAACCAUGAAGAUGACAAGUUUAAUUUCAGCAACUACAGAUACAGAUUUGACAUGCCAAAUGAUCCUUUCGGAGAUAAUCAGUUUUACAGGUAUAUAUGUCUAAUAUAUCAUGGUGACAUUAUGUUAGUUUUGAUCUAGGACCAGUCCAUUUUAUUGGGAUCAGCACCGAAUUCUAUGGAUUCUUCUACGAAUAUGGUCAGGAAUCCGUAUUCACUCAAUACAACUGGCUAAUAGACGACCUAAAGGUAGGUGUGACAUAAUUCCUAUUCGUAGUUUAGAAAGCAAAUGCCAAUCGAGAGAACGUUCCUUUUAUUGUCAGCUGGCAGCAUCGUCCCUUCUACUGUUCCAACUCCAAUUCUUUCGAAUGUUCGAGCUUCGAAAACUCCCUGGUAAGCCAUCGAACUCUAAUAUCCAUGCCCUACAUCCCUCCUUUUCCUCACUUGUUUACUUAUUUUCCCUUUCUAUCAGAUUCGGAAAGGAUUCCAAGAUAUGCCAGGAUUAGAGGAUGUGUUUAUCGAAUACGGGAUGGAUAUCGCGUUCUGGGGUCACGAGCAUUCCUACGAGAGGUUCUAUCCCAUCUUCAACCGGACGGCCUAUAAGUCCAGCGAUGUCUCGGACGAUCCUUAUGACAAUCCCGUGGCCCCCACAUAUAUCAUCACAGGCUCGGCCGGAUGUCAUUCCACUCCCGCUGCCUUCGCCGAAGUGCCGGUCAAUCAUAGCGCGUUCAGGUGAGACAAGACGAACACAACAAUAUUACACUAGACAUAAAUAAAAAGAUUACUUUAGGUCCGAAGACUUCGGAUAUACAAUUAUGACGGUAUUAAACAAGACUCAUCUCCUGCUCGAACAGAUUUCCAUAGAACAGCAGAAAAGACACGUAAUAGACAGUAUUUGGAUCAAGAAGACGAAAGGAAUUCAUCCCAGUCAUGUCAGAUCCAAAAGACACGCCGGUCACCCCUUCCCCCAUCCCGAAGAACAAUGGCAAUGUAACAUGAAAGACCCUAGAUGCAAACAAAUUAGAUUAAAAGAGCUACAGAAGUCCAACAGAUUAAUUUAAUAUUGUUGUGGUCACUCAACAGUUCCAUUAUCAACAGCUGUGCAACAGUUGAGGACUUUGUUAUGUAAUGUAAUGUAUUUACAUUCUCUGUUGUCGCGAAUUUGAUUCAUAUUCAGAAAGGUUGAUCCCUAACGUUUCCUCAUAAUGUAACUAUUGGACGAAUAAAUAUAUUAUACAUAUCGGCUGCAUGUAGCGUCGCCCUGUCAUUCCCAAUUUGUGGAAUUCGUUUUCCUUUUGUGGGAACGUGCUCUUCGAGAGACCGGAGGCCUCGACAUGAUUCAGACUGGGGUUAUUUCCACCUCUUGGGGAUACAAUACAUACCCGAUCUCACCAUUCAUGUCGCCGGAAAGUGGCCGAGCAACAGCUGUCCCACACCACCUGCCCCCUUCCCUUUCCCGGAACUCCGUAUUCAAAUUACCCAUCGGAAGGCAGAUCGAAUGCCGGUUCCCAGAUAAAUUGAACUUGGCCGAGCUGAGCAAAGAGUUCUUUGAUGAGCCGAAUGGAAGAAGACAUCCACUCCCUCUUAUUUGGAGUCCGAGAGGAGAGUCCGCCCCUCCCACUCCUCGCCCCGAUUUCGCGCAGUGCCAUAAGCGGGAUAAGCGAGCAAAGCCGGUCGGCUUCGGUCAUCCGGGGGUCAGAGAUGGACGCCUUUCGAUCCGGGUAUCUCUGAAAAUAUAA